Molecule: messenger RNA, 2159 nt
Organism: Aphanomyces invadans
Lineage: Eukaryota; Oomycota; Saprolegniomycetes; Saprolegniales; Verrucalvaceae
Exons: 7
Coding region: 62-2062 (666 amino acids)
Biological process (GO): transmembrane transport
Cellular component (GO): membrane
Molecular function (GO): transmembrane transporter activity
Source: RefSeq, a predicted model, not a curated record
AGGUUCCGAGAGCAACGUUUCAGUCGUGGAUAUUGCUGUGCCGGUCCGCCUCGAUCGAGCGAUGGGAAGAAAGUCCAAAACGAAGGCGUCGUUGGGCAAGGCGCCGCCAGGGUCCCCGAAAGACUCGCCCGUCUCGCCCCCGCAGUAUGCCGACGUCGUUCCAGCGUCGCCCACAUACGGCUCUGGCCAGCCACUGCUGCAUGUUCGCCGCAAUGCAUACUUUGAAGCGGACCGCAAGUGCCGCGACGUCCUGUGCGGCGUGCUCUUUGGAGCGUUUUGGGUCGGCAUGGCCACGAUCUCCAUCUUUGCGUACCAGAACGGUAACGUGGGUGCGCUAGUGUACCCGAUGGACCAUUCCGGCAAACUUUGCAACGCGUCGGCCCCGGUUGCAUUCUACCCGCAUCCGACGUUGGACAUCAAAAGUCCGUACUACUACGGGAUCUGCGUCGCCGAGUGCCCGACGAAAGGCCAGGUCGUGAGCGGCAUCGCUGUCGAGUACGACACAGUCAACGUGUUCCACCGGUGCGUGCCAUCCAAUUUGACGGCAGUCAGCGACGACGUCGCGGACGAUUACGCUGGGAUUUUGGGCCGCGCAGCGACCAAUUUCAAGUUGCUCUCGCGCUUCAUCGAAGACAUCCGAAAGACGUGGCGCCCGAUCGUUGGCGUGAGCUGCGGGAUCGGGUUUCUCGGGUCGGUCCUGUGGAUGGCGCUCAUGCACCGGUUUCCCGGAACCGUCGUAUGGGGCAGUUUGUUUGUGUCGGUGGCGACGCUGGUCCUGGCGACGGGAGUCGCGGCCGUCCAGGCCAACUUUAUCCAAAGCGAAGUGAUCUCGACCGCGAUCGCGGCUUCGUUUGAGCUUCAACUGGAAAACUACUACGAAACUGGGUUCAAGUACAUCACGGUGGUCCUCUUGACUAUCACGGCGCUCUUGAUCCUUGUUCUCGCGUUUAUGUUUUCACGCGUGCGCCUCAGUGUUGGCGUUAUCCACGAAGCAUGCCGUGGCAUCGGGCACUUGCCGUCGCUGUACGUAUUCCCGCUCUUCCAGAUGGGCAAGCUCGUCGCGCUCUUUGUUUACUUUGUCGCGUCAUCUCUGUACAUUGCGAGCUGCGGCAACAUUUCGCUGGCCGACUUGGAGAGCGUCGUCUCGACCGGCCAAGCGCAGGGCAACGUCAACACCAAGGUCGUGGAGGCAGCGGUGCCGACACUCACGAUCGAAUAUGGCAAUGGCACGACGCAGGGAUCGAACUGGAUGAAGGCGUGCUUCGCGUACAACGUGUUUGGCAUCUUCUGGACGCAGCAGCUCAUCGAAGCGGUCACGAUUUGCACCAUUGCGGGCGCGAUCGCGCGGUUCUACUGGUGUGAUUCGUCCGACCAGCUCGGAUUUGCUGUCAUGAAAUCGUACGGCCACAGCUUUCGGUACCAUUUUGGAUCACUCGCAUUUGGCGCGGCGGUCGUUGCCGUCGUUCAGUUCUUCCGCGUCGUUCUCGAAUACGUUGACCACCAGACCAAGCAUGCGCAAAAUUCGGUGGUCAAAGUCGUGCUGUGCUGCUGCCGCGCGUGCCUCUGGUGCCUCCACAAAUUUGUCAAGUUUUUGAGCCGCAACGGGUACAUCGUGAUCGCCAUGAAAGGGUCGUCGUUCUGCGUGGCGAUCGUCGACGCGUUCGAGCUCGUGUCGGCCAACCUGUUGCGCAUCGGGACGCUGUCCAUUGUGUCCACGUUUGUCAUGUUCAUGGGCAAGAUGUUGAUUGCUGCGGUGUGCACGCUACUUGUGUUCUGGGAUAUCACAGACUACGAGGUCGAUCUGCACCUGUCAAGCCCGUUCCCGACGCUCGUCAUUACGGCAGUUCUCGCCUACUCGAUUGCGUCGCUCUUCUUCAGUGUGUUCGAAAUCGCAAUCGACACGGUGCUCCUGAGCAUCUGCGAAGACGAAAAGCUCAACCGAACCACGGCCAAGUAUUACGCGUCCAAAGAGAUUCGAGCGUACCUAGACAACUCGGCCCACCACGCCUUUGAUCAUCACAAGCAGAUCGAGAGCGCCAAGCGCACGGACGUCCGAGUGUGAGCAUCGUGGCGCGAGAGAUGGAGUUGGCGACGGUUGAAAUUUGCAUGUUAACGCGUAAAGUACGUUUUGUUAAGUACGACCGUUACACGUGGAUCGG